Spirodela intermedia is the source of this 3311-nucleotide messenger RNA. NCBI's taxonomy places the organism in Eukaryota, Viridiplantae, Streptophyta, Magnoliopsida, Alismatales, Araceae. The record is from the annotation of a GenBank genome assembly.
AUGGAACCAGAGAGCAGAGGGAGCAAGUAUAGCAGGAAGGAGAAAUCUCUGGGCCUCCUCUGCACCAAGUAAGGCCACAUUCGCGGUCUUCGCUCCUGCCCCUCCUUCUUCUAGGCGGAUGAACCUAAGUCCCUUUUUUCUUGUGAGAGACGACUAAAUUCUGUACGCACGUCUGAUAUUUGGAAUCUGCAGUUUCAUGAAUCUGUACGACACGAACGGGGUCGAUUUGGUGUGUCUGGAUGACGCCGCAGGUCGACUUGGCGUCGAGAGGCGCCGCAUAUAUGAUAUCGUGAACGUCUUGGAGAGUGUUGGGGUGGGUUACGUUUUUCGCAUUUGGCUUGUUGUUGUUGGUCGCUGUUGUUUUUACUGAUACGACGGUUUCUUGUGUUGUCUUGCGAUAUUUGCAUGGUCCAUUUCUUUCAGGUUCUUGCUAGGAAGGGCAAAAACCGGUAUACGUGGAUAGGUUUGUGCGGAAUUCCCCAGGCGUUGAAGAAUCUCAAGGUUACAAGUCUCUUAGAGGGAUGUGGGAGGACUAGAGGGUUCUCGACGAUUUUUUUUAUAUUUUCCCAGAUAUUCAUCUUUUCUUUUUCCUUUUUUACCAUUUCUUGCUUAUUGAUAACGUAGGAAGAGGCAAUGAAGGAAACUAACGGCAAUCGAUUACCAAAACCUGCUCCAUUAGUCGAAGUGAGUGAAAAUGGUCGACGUUGUAUGACGGUGUAUUUGUUAAAAUUGGGAGGAUCAAUAUUCGAUGAUGCAAAUUUAAGACCCCUUUCUUUCCGAAUGGUUUGUAAAGUAUCCAGACGAUGAAGCAGAGGAAGACUUAUCUCCACGGAUCACAGGGUUUGGGGAAGAUAGAACUAGCCACAACUCCUCCAUUGCUCUUGGAAGUGUAUAUUCCGAAGGUGGAUCUGGUGAGCCUCCGCUCUCGGUUUUUCUGUCCAAUAUAUCAUUCUGCUAAACACUUAAUUGCGUCUCGUUUCCCUUAAAUUAGAUUAGGAUCGUACUAUGCAUCAAAACUGGGAUCCUUGCGUUCACAUUCGCGUGUAAAUUAUUAACUUAAAAUACAUAAAACGAAGAAAAUUAAAAAACGUGUUUGUAAAAUGUGCUUGUUGUUAUUUUACUCGAAUUUUUCUUCACACUCUUUUGGAUGAUAUUUCUAGGUAUGGAGAACAGAAGAGAGAAGUCCUUGGGUCUGUUUACCCAGAACUUUGUUAAGUUGUUUCUCGUUACUGAUGUAAGGAUCAAUUGACACCAAUCUUGUUUUAUUUUUCCUUAGUUUACGUUUUCUAUGACUGCAUGAGUAUUUUCAAAUUCAUAUAUUUUUAAAAAAAGGCAACAGUAAUCUCUCUUGAUGAAGCUGCAAAAUUGUUGUUCUGUGAUGGUUAUUCAUCUCAAAUAAGAAGUAAGUACAUCUACCUCCUCGUAUUUUAAUUCGAUUUUUCCAUUCACUUAAUUUAGUACUUGUUGUUUUUCUUCCUCAAAGACAAUGUUGCAAAAGUUCGGCGACUUUAUGACAUCGCAAAUGUGCUGUCAUCAUUGUCUCUGAUAGAAAAGGUAACGUUAGUGCCCUUUGUUAUUAACAUCGAAAGGAUAUAUUUGUUAUUUUACUGUUUUUUUAUUACUACAGGCACAUGAUUCUGAAAGCAGAAAACCAGCAUUUAGAUGGCUAGGUUUCAAUGGGAAGCUACAGAAUGCUGUGACAGAGGCUCCUGGUGAAACCUCAAGGCAGUUGAGUAGAAGGACAUUUGGCUCAGACAUCACCAAUAUUGAUACUAAGAAAAAGAAGCCGACGGCAGUGCAGAGAAAAAGUAAUGUUAUAAAGGAACGCAAUCUUACAGUACAGAGACAGCUUCAGACCCCUCCUAGUUAUGUUUUUGGACCAUUCUGUCCUGUUAGGGUUGAUAAAAAGGACAAGGACCCAGAGGUGAUACAUGGGAAAAUGAAUUGUGAUUUGGAGACAUUGACAACUUCCUUUCACCCGCAUUAUCAUAACCAAGGUAUCCUCAUCUUUCACAUGUCAUUCUGUCAUGUUGAAGGUUAUCUUUUCUGUUAUGGACUGUAGUUGUCAUUUGCUCUUUGUAUUAUACUUUUUGAUGGUCACGAUUUUUAAUGUAACCAACUGAUGAUUCAUUCAUCCUUUUCUUCUAUUUUUUCUUGCAUUUUUUACUCAAUUAAUUAGUGCAUUUAUGUUGGGAUGUUGACAUAUCUGUCCUAUAUUUGGAAUAUUACGUGUGGUUUUACAAAAAAUGAAUUAACUGUAAGAGUGUUUGCAAUUUACAUGCCUCACCUACUUGUCUUUUUGCAUUCAAUGAUCAAAGUUGCUAAUGAAAUUCUUCCAUAUAUUCGUCUAUCAAUGACUAAAUUGAAUGUUGAUAAUAUUGUAAAUGAGCAAUCAUUAUCUAUUUUUUGUUGGUUUUUCUUUUGAUUUGCAUUGCACUUCUUGAAAUAAUAUCUACCUUUGGUCAAAUAAAGUUGUUGGCCACUUAAAACCUAUAAGAUUGGUAAAGAAGGAUGAAGAGCUUGUGGAUUUUCAUGAGUAGAAGUAUUUGUGAAAGAAAAUUGUUGAAAACUAAUACAAUAAAUCUUGUUAGGAUAAUCACAUUAAUCUUAACCUUGUUGUUGAUUUUUCUAUACUUUUGAUCUAAAAAGUACAAUGGGUGUUUACACAAGAUUAAGUUUACAUACAAUGGAUGGUGAUAUUCACAUGUUUAUGUACUUCAUUAAGUUGCUAUGGUCACGAGGUUACUGGGAUUCAAUUUGUCUUUGAUAAAUUUUUGGGCAAGCUUAAAUUAUAGUUUUGCAACAAAGUAGUCCUACAAAGGACAAAUAAAUUUUAUCUACCUUGUGAUUUUACUUAAAUGUUAUUGCUGUCAUUCUUGUUUUGAUAGUUACUCGCAUGUUAUAAUUUCCUCAAUGUUAAGUAACAUGAAUGUUUUGAAUUAUUUUUACUUGUGUGAAAGCUAAAUUGGUUCACACUUUUGUAAAUACAUUCUUUUCUAUUAUCUUAAUAUACUUGUAAGGGAUUUUCACUAUUUAUGAGAAUCAAAACUUGUUGAGAAUAUAGGUUUCAUGUGAGAGCCAUCCCCCUUCUAUUUCUCUCUUCCCCCUCUCUAUCCAUAAAUCAAUGUAUCUUCACUUCAAUUAUUUUAGUUGUAAACAAUCCCUUUUUCUUUUUCUUUUUUCAGUUUCCUAUCUAAUGUUUCUUAUCUCACAUAGCUUUGAGUGAUCUUUUUGCCCACUACGUGGAAGCAUGGGAGUCAUGGUAUUUUGAGGUUGCUCACGGAGUUAGCGAUCUUUCAAAGAAGUUAUGA